Orbicella faveolata is the source of this 6347-nucleotide messenger RNA. RefSeq lists its product as uncharacterized. NCBI's taxonomy places the organism in Eukaryota, Metazoa, Cnidaria, Anthozoa, Scleractinia, Merulinidae. The record is from RefSeq and is a predicted model, not a curated record. Gene Ontology annotation, molecular function: protein binding.
AUGAGAAAAGAGAUCAUUUUACAGAGCCCAUUAGCCGAAGAGUUUCUUUCUUUCCUCUCUUACAAUUGCCUCAUCCUGAUUAAAUUGUUCAUCAAAGCCGACCUUGAUUUCUUUGUAACCCUAUUCCGAAAUGCGUGACGAGCUUCUAGGAAGCGUUGCGUGACAAAAGCACGCGAACAGUCCCAAUCCUUAACGUAUCAUAGCAACCCUCCGUCAGAGCCGGCUCGACAGACAAUCAUUGCAUGUAAGUCGCAUAUUUAAAUAGAAUUAGUCUGAAGUGUAAUGAUUUGAGUUGCCGUUGUUGUUUACGAAUUCUAGUCAUUUGCACAACAUUUGUCGCUAGAAAUUAUCAACACAACUUGCAGCAGCUCGUCACUAAAGGAUCCGAAAGUACGCAGAGAUUCGAGAAUUCCAUCACAUACGCACGAUUGAGUUGACAGUUUAUGCUAGCUGAAGCAAUGUAAUCAAGACUACUGUGGCUUCCUCGUGAUUACUGAAUUGCUUACGGUUAAUCAACAAGUUGAUAAAAUGGAAUGAUGUCGGUGAAAGUGGAUAAAAUCAUCGUUAUUUGGAAACAUGCAGUGUCGACCUUGAUCUAAUUUAACUUUGGAAGCUUACUGUAUGUGUAUUUAAAUGCAAGCAAAGCUAAUAUCUGCUUUAUUUAGAAUGUUUUGGUAAGUUAUAUAAACACAGACACCGUCCCAGCGUAUUUGUACACUUCAAGGAUUUUUUUGGAGCUGUUUCCAGAGGUGAUGGUUGCGAUCUUGGUUAGUCCACUGGCGUGUACAAGUUCCUUGGCGCGUAUUUUCGAAUUUUGGCUCGUGAGAUUUUGUUACAGAUAAUCCAACGUACGAUUAAGUUACAACAGUUUUUGCCAUAAUGGAUCAGUCUAGCCCUGAUAACGGGUCGGAAACUGAAGAAGAAGACUCCAAGGUUGCUGAUGCAGCAAAUAAAGAGUUUGAGGACUUAGAGAGAAGAAGAAUGGAGUCGAUUGGAGAAGAGACUGAAAGUGAUGAAGCACAAAGCUUCAUGAGUGAGAGAAGCAGUUAUUUACACAUCCCUUAUGGUUUUCAGAGUAGAGGAUCCUAUAAACACGCUUCAAAGAACUGUGAGAUUGUUGGAGUGACACACAAUCCGCGAUUCAGACAGUUUGUGUUUCUUGAUUCACGGGGGAUCACAAGUUGGUCAUAUGAAAGUGUUUACAAUACAGUGACAAGACACUUCAAUUAUCCAUCAUACCAGUUUAAUGUCCUGCGACUCAUUAUAUUUUCAAGAAAGUUCAAUGUGUAUUUUGCACUAUCCAAGGAGUACGCUUUGAAGGUUUUUAAUCUAAACUUCCAUGAGGUGUUUUCAGUGUCAGCUGAAAUGCAUUCGGUGCUGUGUAUGGUGUUUAAUCACGUGAAGGAUGAGCUUAUAACUGGAGGGACUGGUGGCAUGAAGUUCUGGACAUUUGGAGAGAUUGAGCAUGACAGGCAAAAAGCCUGGGAGAGAGAUUCGAGACCAAUGGCUAACUAUGGUUUGGUUUUAAGGGCUUCUUAUCCUGAUAUGGGUGGAAGCUGGGUGAAACAAGUUGAGCUGGAUGAACCUAUGCAACGUCUGUACUGUUUGUCUGAACGGAAUGUGGUAGCUUAUGACAUGGAAGGAAAUCAUCUUUUCCAGAUAAUGGAUGCGCACAGAGGGCCUGUCACUGGAUGUGUUUUUUCCAAAGCUUGCAACUUUCUCGUUACUGUAGGAACUGAUUGUGAUGUGAAUGUGUGGAGCAGAUCGAAGAGUGGAGGGAGAGUACAUACAUUCACUGGACAUUCUAAGGCCAUAACAAAGGUUAUGCUCCACCCCGAGAAUUCAGCACUGGUUUUAACAGCUGCCAUGGACGGCAUCAUUAAAGUGAACUCACUAGACUUUAUGGAAGAGAUGUACAGCCUACCUGUGUUUUCUGAGGGAAUUUAUUGGAUGAACGUUGUGUCGCCAAAGCUUAUCUAUUGCUGUUCAAACCGAGUUAUUGAAGUUUUCUCACUCAACCAUCUGUGCGACUUCUGGGCCUUAUCACGCUGUUCAGUGACGUCACUUUCUCUGGUCACGUGUCGAGGAAAGUCAUCACGUGUUAUGGCAGUGGGAAAUGAUAGCAGUGUUCGGUUAAUUUCCCGGAAGGGCCAGAACCUCUCCACAGUCCUCCCUCCACCACCCAUCUCGCCUCUGAACAUGGUGAAAGAUGUGGCAUACAACAGGGAGUUUAACAUGAUGUACUUACUGAUAGAUGAACAAGAGAUCUGGGUCUAUUACACCAGGACGAAUCCAGCCACACGGGUGGAGUCCUGGAAACUAGACUUCAUUGAAAACAUUCAUUAUCGGCACUCCCAGGAUGCUUUGCAGAAAUCGAGAGCAAGCAGUCCUUGGCCAAGUGAGGGUAACAGAUCACCAAGCCCUGUCACUGGCGAGUCGUCCUCUAUCGGUCCCAGUUUCUAUCCUCCGUGGGAAGCUAGCGGUAGAGAGUUGUUACUAUUGGCUCGUAAAGAGAAAGUCAAGAUCACGUGUCUUGGGAUAUUGUAUUCCCCAAUCAUAAUGAAGACAGUUGAAGGUGAAGCGUGCCCUGACGCCACUCAGCUACUUAUGGCGGGAACUCAGGAUGGACGUGUGCUUUUUCUUCACAUGUUUUGGCAAGGACUAAAGUACCACCAGCUUCAAGCCAACAAAGACGCUGUUCUUGAGCUGUAUCACGACCAAGACACCAACACUCUGGUUACAAAAUGCAGGCAUCCAGGGAUUGUUAUCCUUAUUUGGUCGUUGCCGUUCCUACAGUUGUUAAAGCGCAUUGACUGUGAUGCCGACAUGACUUGUUUCACCAGAAUGAACAAUAUUUUGUUGUGUGGGCAUGGGAGCGGAUGUUUACACCUUCAUUCGCUAUCUUUGGACAACUGUGAACUUUGUGAAGAGGAAGAGGAGAAAGCUACAGGCAACAAGCGUUUUCGUCCGAAGGAUCAUCAGAGAUGUGUUAACAGUGUGGACUCAAACUCCAAUCUAGGGAUAUUCUGCAGUGCCAGUGGAGAUGGCGUAAUUAAGAUCUGGGACCGAGAUAAAACCCUGCUCCGUGAAAUCAUGAUGAAUGAAACAUUAACUGUGGCGUCCUUCCUGAACACUCGAGGGGAUAUUUUAAUCGGAUUUAAACAGCACAUCUUUAUAAUACCAAGUGAAAAAGUGUAUCCAAUAAAGGAUGGUUUAUCAACUGACGUCAAAAGUGAAUCGUUCGAUGACGAAGCUUUUGAGACAGAAUCUGAUAUCUACGAAGACCCGUCAGUGAGAUUUGAAAGCAAAAAGAUUCUGCAACCAGACCCCACCAACAUGGAGAACUACUUGGUACCGUUCCCAAACUUGCAAUUGAAAACGUCUUGGUUUAUGGAAGGAAGACCUCCCCCGGAUCUUGAACCUCAAAACCAACAAGAAGAGGAGGAGUCACUCAGUUUCAUGUCGGACAGUCUUUCUCUUGCUCCGACCGAGGUCUACUGUUCCCCGUCCUCUACCCCCAGGAGACUGUCCCUGGUUAGUUCUGUGGCCUUGUCUGAACGCAGAACCAGGAUGGAAUUAUGGGAACUUCCCGAAUUCGGCGACUCGCCUGUGUCGUCACCGCCAAGAACUCCACCACCGGAACCAACACCACCUCCUACCCCUCCACCGGGAGAAGAGUCUGACGAGGAUUUGGAUGAAGGUGAAGAAAGAACAGAAGAAGAACCAGAGCAAGGUGUUGACCCCUCCUGUGACCAGUGCAACGAAUCAACAAAAGAAACAAAAAAGAAAAUUUCCUUCGUUCCCAGCUUUCGAAGAGAAAAGGGGAGAAUGGGUAAUAUAACUAUCGAUUCCAGGUCCUUGCGGUCUGGUUAUGGAGGUCCCGGAUAUGCUGCCCCGGUUGCCAGGAGAGCGGUGGUGGAAAAACCGGAACCAAAGACAUUUAAGCCAAGGCGGAUCCCGCGACCUGCCGUGAUAAAGAAAACAAAGAAACCUAAAGGAAAAGGAGAGGAAGAGGCAACGAAGGAAGCAGAGGAAAACGAGAAGAAGAAGGCUGACAACGAGAUUGAAGCAACGAACGAAGAUAAGCAGGACAAGGAGACGACUCAAGAGAGCGAAGAAGAUGAUUCUUCGUAUAGAAGGCCAAAUGUUGUUAAUAUGCCUUCAGGGGAACAAAAGCCUCUUAUACGACAAGACACUGCAGCUGGUCGCCAAGAACCUAGAACUAGUGCCAUUCCUCAAGAGCUGGAAUCUUCGCGUUCAACAAAGAACGAGGAGAAGGCGCCUGAGAAGGAAAAAGCGAAAGACACACUUGGACAGCGAGAUACAACAUCGUCUCUGGCACCUCAAAAAACCGCUGAAGGAAGCGCAGCGAAGGCUCAAGCGAGCGGGAAAAAUCCAUCCGCUGAGAAUGAAGACGGAAAUGCAGCGGAGGUUCAAGUUAAGCAACCUGAAGGCCAAGGAGAAGAGAGCGAGGAGGCUGAGGAGAAGCCAGAAAAACGCCAUUCACUCGAACCCAAUGAAGUGCCUUUAGUAACGUACAUUGAUCCUGACACAGGAGAAGUCUUACAAAAGCCAGCAGAUGAAGUGCCGGAUGCUGCUGAGAUUCUUGAAGACUUCGAGGAUGACGAUGAAUUCGAAGAACAAGAUGAAUUUACAUUCGCAGCAGCAGAAGAUUUAACAUCUUCUCUUCGCAGCAAACGAAGCGACCGGGGACAAAAGAGUGUAAGCUUUACUCCAGACCACAUCCGGCCUGCGCGUGCAAAUCGACAACAACUACCUAAUCUUUAUACGUCUGGUAGAGACUCUCCAACUUCAAGAUCGCACAAUACGGGCGUGGUCUUUAAGGAAGCAGUAGUACCGGUUUACAAUAACAACAGGCCCGACGAUCUCUUCAGUAAAGUAUCCAAGAACACUACGGGUGUUUCUCCGUUGACUAUAUUUGCGCUAGCGAGGAGUAGGCGGGAAAAUGCUGAGAGAACGGGAAAAUAUCGAAGUCGCUCUGCGGAGGGACGUUCAGGAUAUAAACAUGGUUCUAUCGAGAAUUCGAGUUCAAGAACAGAUCAGGCGAACCUGGAUGACUUUGAACUCAACGGCGAUGAUAUUGCACGGCUUAUUGUUAAGAUGGAUUUACAAGCCCCUGCGGAGGGACGUGAAACUCCUGGCUCCUUAAGGCCCCCAAGUGUGAAGAAAACAGAGAGUACACUGAUGCGGUGGUGCAUAAGAGCGCUACAGAAAACGGACCAGAAUAUUCUAUUCCCUCCAAAGCCCACUCGACCGAGGAGUUCCCCAACUACGGCUACAUCGAAGGCUGCGAGGAAAGAACCAGAUAAGAUAAAAGGUCACACGAUGUACCUUAAUACCAAGGAGUCUUUGAAGAGGCCACAAACCGCUGACACCAUUCGCAGUAACGCAACGAGUCAAGAGGAAUACUCCAUGUUCCCGUAUGAAAAUAACACGUUCAGCAAUAAAACACCGAAGCGAACACAAACACGCGACCAUAAGAGUGCCCCACCUGCUAGAGGGAACACGUGGAAGCACGUGUCGUCUGAUGAGGAUGAGGACUUUAUAUACGCUUAUCAAGCCAUGUGCUCUAGUCUUGGUGUACACGAGACAGAUGAGGAUUACAUGAAGGAUGUGGUCUCGAGUGCAUCAUUUGGAAGUGAAAGGUUAACUGACUCAAGAGAUAUACCAAUGCUGGAUACAAGCGAUUACAGCGGCAAUUGGCAAAACAAGGUGUUGGAGAGGGCUCAUCGACUAAAGCAGCAACGCUUGGCGCGACAGAAAACCGCAACUGAAAGAAGAAAAGCACUUGAUAGCAAGCAGAAGGAAAGAUGGAAAAAAUCUAGUCACUUUGAAUGUGCACAAGAGCCACCUUCCAAGUCUGAGAAUUUCUUUGAAUUCAUCACGCCACCCCCUAUCACCGAAUUGCGUAAUGCCACGCCCCUCCCCUCCUAUGAUCAAACUCACUACCGGACCUUCAAAGGGCAAGAGCUAUCAAACGAACGCCCUUAUCGCCUGAAACUCAAUCCUCAGUCUGGAGGCCUUGUACGUACUCCAGUGGCUAAAAGUUUGAUGAACCUGAAGGCAUGUGAUCAUCACGUGUCCGAUGUUGCAAAUGUCUUACCCAAGCCUCCUCCUUCAGCCUCAAUCCCUAGCAAAUGCAGGUAAAUCAAAAUGUGGUCGUUGAGGUAUUUCUUAGCCUAGGUAUUUUUAGGUAUUUUUUUUCUUUAAAAUUACUUUCUUGGGUUAAUCUGACAAUACCGGGGAUGCCCUGCGAAAGUCACGAGCCUGGACAAGAGCAAAUAAUUAAGUUGAGGCAGUUACAAGUUGUUUUGAAUUCCUUUAAC